Molecule: messenger RNA, 408 nt
Organism: Adineta steineri
Lineage: Eukaryota; Metazoa; Rotifera; Eurotatoria; Adinetida; Adinetidae
Source: the annotation of a GenBank genome assembly
AUGAAGCCAAUUAUCAUAUUAUGCUCAUUAUUUAUUAUUUUAUCUUUCAUUGAUACUGUUAUUGCAUAUCCACAUAAUACAAAUCGUUUAUACGAUAUAACUCAUCGAUCCAUGAACAAAAAUGAUGAUUCACUAAUAUCAAACAGUCAAACUUCUAAAUUUAUACGCUCACUAAUAUCUGCAUCAGUCCAUCAACAAUCAAGUUCAGUAGAAGAUAAUGAACAAUUCGAUGAAGUAAAACGUGAUGCUUUGGAUUCAGGUGAAGAACAAUAUUUUAAAUGGGCUUCGUUAAAUCGUCGACCUAUGGAAUCAUUAAUAGGACGAAAACGAUUCGCCGAACUUAUUGUAUCAGAGCCAAAACCUAGCCGAAUCGUUGCUGGCAUAUGGCGUAGUGGACUUGUUGGUUAA